Molecule: messenger RNA, 6375 nt
Organism: Nerophis ophidion (straightnose pipefish)
Lineage: Eukaryota; Metazoa; Chordata; Actinopteri; Syngnathiformes; Syngnathidae
Gene: slc41a2a
Product: solute carrier family 41 member 2a
Exons: 11
Coding region: 1865-3358 (497 amino acids)
Biological process (GO): monoatomic cation transport
Cellular component (GO): plasma membrane
Molecular function (GO): monoatomic cation transmembrane transporter activity
Source: RefSeq, a predicted model, not a curated record
UUUUAAAUUUCCUGCGAGUUUCUUGUUGAAAACGUCGCCGAAUGGUGAUGGGUGCGCGUGAUGUCACGGACUGUCAGGAAAUAUUAACGCUGCACCACUAGCGGCUAAAAGUCAUCUGCUUUAAUCGCAUAAUUACACAGUAUUCUGGACAUCUGUGUCGUUGAAUCUUUUGCAAUUUGUUCAUUUAAUAAUGGAGAUUAUAAAGAACAAUGCUGUUGGUGGAAAGCGGUGGAUUGCAGCUGUCUUUAGCACCGAGACACAGCCAGUGUUUCUUUGUUUGUUGUGAAGCAGAGCGGUCAAGCGAACAUGUUUUCUCUACGUCAACCAGCAUGUUUUUGGAUGGGAAAAUUGUGAUAUGUAUCUUACCGGAGACAUCAUUGGAUUAUUCGUCGUCCUGCAGCAGCUGUCAAAAAAGGCAGCUGUGAGCUUGGCUCCUCGGCUUCUCUCUGGGACACUGCGUGUUCACCGCAGCCAUCCGACCUCUAGGUAUCUCUUUACAAUCUUUACAAUCUCACUAAAACACUAUUAACACAAUAAGCAGAUAAGGGAUCUUCCAGAAUUAUCCUAGUAAAUGUGUCUAAUUAAAUCUGAAACGUUCACACUGCCGCCGCGCGGCGUCGUCGCUUUUUUUUCUUUCUAGCCCUUCACUAUCAAUAUCCUAAUUCACAAAUCUUUCAUCCUCGCUCAAAUUAAUGGGGAUAUUGUCGCUUUCUCAGUCCGAAUAGCUCUUGAUGCUGGAGGCUCCCAUUAUAAACAAUGUGAAUAUGUGAGGAGCCCUGCAACUCGUGACGUCACGCGCACAAACUUCCGGUAAAGGCAGGGCUUUUGUAUUAGCGACCAAAAGUUGCAAACUUUAUCGUCGAUGUUCUCUACUAAAUCCUUUCAGCAAAAAUAUGGCAAUAUCGCGAAAUGAUCAAGUAUGACACAUAGAAUGGACCUGCUAUCCCCAUUUAAAUAAGAAAAUCUCAUUUCAGUAGGCCUUUAAUAGACAUGCACUCACAAUAACAAACCCACUCUUCAUUUUAUCAAAUGUAGUUUGUAUAAAUACAUUACAUCCUUAAAAUUGUUUAUGUUUCCUCUUUAUUGCUGUUCCUAUCAAACAAACUUUUUCUAUCCAUUUUUAAUGUGAAUAAGGUUUUUGCUUUGUUUGAUUUGGCUCAUCCCAUUACUUCCACUGAGUCACCCCACAAAUUGAUAGGCACAUACAGGUAUUCUACUUUGGUUGGUGUUAACACAAGAUUGCUUUAAAUUCAUUUUACACCUCUAAUCAUAUUAUCCAUGUAGCAACAAUACAGUGUCACUCUUUCACUUAAGUGCCACAAGCUGGUCCUGAAUCACCACUAACUGCCAUGGAGGUGCUAACACCUGCCUUUUAGAAAUGUAUUGAAUGUUGAAGCUGGUUUACUCUUAAAUGUUCCACCAGUACACUGCAUGGCAGGUCCGCAUACUUGGUGAUGAAUAUAGCUCAGGACCAACAUACUUUUUGUAUUUUUUUUAAAAUGUUUUUUGUGUGUGUGGGAGGGGGGUUAUGCCCCCAAGCAUAAUAUAUUCUGAGGGGAGACUCACUGCCACAUUUUGUGAGUAAAGGACGAGCAAUUACAAGAGUUCUCCCAAUUAAUGCUUGCAAUGCAAUCUAUGGCAGUUAUGGUCUGGUAUGAGUAUGUGUAUGAAGUGGCUUGUGUGAGUGGGGGUUGAGCACAGUCACGCUUAAAUCACUGUCGAGACUCAGCAUAUCAUUUGGACAAUGAGGCCACAAGGAAGGGUCAGAGUCAGCAGUGCAGCGUGAGAACUGGCUGUUCUAAUCCUGCGCUUUUACUUUCAAGGAAAAGCAGAGCAGGAUUCUAUCCUGUCAAAAACCCAAGCAAUGGUAUUUCCAGAAUCCAAGGAUGGGCAAACAAGUGGUCCAGGGCAGAAAAGACCCAUCCAAAAGCAGCACUUACCAAACCAUCUUAUCCCUAAACGGAAUAUUUUACCGGUCAACACAAGUGUCAAUUAUGAACCGGAGGACUACACUGAGACCGACCCCUUGCUCCCUAAUGAGCACUUCAGUGGGUCAAGACUCGGUGGAUCUGAGGAGGCCAAGCUGUCGCAUGGUGCAGAGGAACCCCCAGAGUCAGUCUACUUCAUGGUGCUGCAGAUACUGGUGCCAUUCCUUCUGGCUGGGCUAGGGACGGUCGCAGCUGGCUUGCUGCUUGAUGUGGUUCAGAACUGGGACGUGUUCCAGGAAGUCACAGAGAUCUUCAUUCUGCUUCCUGCUGUAUUGGGCAUGAAGGGCAAUCUAGAAAUGACUCUCGCCUCCAGACUGUCUACUGCAGUGAAUGCAGGAAGAAUGGAGCUUGCCAAAGAGAAAUGGAUGUUGAUCAUUGGCAACCUGGCCCUCAAGCAGCUCCAAGCCACUGUUCUUGGCCUUUUAGCCUCCCUAAUGGCGAUUGUGUUGGGCUGGAUUGCUGAGGGACAGAUGCCCUUUAACCAUGUGAUUCUUGUGUGUUCAACCAGUCUUUCUACCACAUUCGUGGCUUCAGUGUUGCAAGGCUUCAUAAUGGUGGGAGUGAUUAUUGGUUCCAAGAGGAUGGGUGUCAAUCCUGACAACGUGGCCACACCCAUGGCAGCCAGCUUUGGAGAUCUCAUCACUCUUGCUUUUCUGGCCUGCUUCAGUCGAUGGUUCUUCUCCAUCAUAGAGCUGUAUUCCUACGUGUUGUACCUCAUCGAUCUGUUCUUGCUGUGCUUGAUCCCCCUGUGGAUUGUGGUGUCAUCCAAACAUCCUGCGAGUCGGAUCCUACUCCGUACUGGUUGGGAGCCCAUCAUAACAGCAAUGUUCAUCAGCAGUAUUGGUGGACUUAUUUUGGACAAGACGAUGUCAGAUCCAAACAUGGCAGGAAUAAUACUUUAUGCUCCAGUCAUCAAUGGGAUUGGAGGCAACCUCGUCUCCAUACAAUCCAGCCGCAUUUCCACCAACUUGCAUUUGAGUUUCUCACUUCGGGAGGUUCCUGAAGAUCGUAGGAGUUGCUACAACCCUUGCAGCACCUUUUUUGGGUCAGGUCCAAAUCGCAAAUCUGCAAAGGUUCUUCUUCUCAUGGUCCUUCCUGGUCAGUUGGUUUUCUUGUACGCAAUUCACCUGAUAAAAGGAGCCCACACAAUGCCCAGCCCUCUUUUCACAGUUGCCUUUUUGUCAGCUUCGCUCAUUCAGGUCCUCUCCUUGCUGUGUAUCGCUGACUGCAUGGUACACUCCUUAUGGAGGAGGGGUAAAGACCCUGACAGUUACUCUAUACCCUAUCUCACUGCUAUUGGUGAUCUAUUAGGGACUGCUCUCCUUUCCCUUGCCUUCUUAUUACUUUGGUGCACUGGAUAUAGUGUAUGAGUUCAGAGGAAUAUGUACAAAUGUGUGUGUGUGUUCACGUUUGUGUGCACGCGCCUAUGUGUGUUUGCGAUCCCGAAUGUGAGACAAUGAGAAAACACCAGAGGUGGGUAGAGUAGCCAGAAAUUGUACUCAAGUAAGAGUACUGUUACUUUCGAGAUGUAUUACUCAAGUAAAAGUAAGGAGUAGUCACCCAAAUAUUUACUUGAGUAAAAGUAAAAAGUAUGUUGUGAUAAAAACUACUCAAGUACUGAGUAACUGAUGUUCGUUUAAAGAUUACGGCAACAAAUAAUGCACAAAAACAUAAAAAUAGCAAAGAGCAAAUUCAGAGCCAGGAAUAUCUCUUAAGCAACUAAAACAAUAAUAUAUAUUAAAUAAUAAUACAUUACAAUAAAAAAUAAAGGCAAAUUGAGCCACAAUAACUUAACAGCACCAUAGGCUUAGUAGGCAUUCAUUGAUUCAUUGAUUAGUAGAUUGCACAGUACAGUACAUAUUCUGUACAAUUGAUCACUAAAUGGUAACACCCCAAUAAGUUUUUCAAAGUUAAUCAAUUACUUAAUAAAUAACCAAGUCGAGGUGAUCUACCUCAUAUAUACAUAUACAUACACACACACACAUAUAUAUAUAUACAUACACAUACAUUUAGAUAUACAGUAUAUAAUUUAUAUUUAUUUAUUUUGCCGUUUUUGUUGACAUGUUAAAGGUGUUUUAAUGAAUAUACGUGCAUGUUUAACAUAUAGAUUCCUAUCUUUCAUGAAGACAAGAAUAUAAGUUGGUGUAUUACCUGAUUCUGAUGACUUGCAUUGAUUGGAAUCAGACAGUAUAGUGUUGAUAAUGUCCACGUUUUCAAUUAGAGGAGAAAAAAAGUUCCUCCUUCCUGUCUAAUACCACAUGAAAGUCGUUGGUUUUUGGCAUCUUAUUUGUCCAGCUUCCAUAAUCGUUUUUAUACACUUUACAAGAAAUACAUUGGCGGCAAACUCCAUAGCUUGCUAGCUUGUUUGCCCUGGCUUUCGGAGACUCUUAUUUAGUUAGCGCAGGCGCGAUGGAGCGGCACUUUUAUUGUGAGGACAGGAACCGUGCGAUCAGUCUUUCGGCUUUUGACAGGAAGUACAGUUGAAAUAAAAAAUGUAUUUUUUCCUUUACACUUUUGAUUGAUUGAUUGAAAAUUUUAUUAGUAGAUUGCACAGUACAGUACAUAUUCCGUACAAUUGACCACUAAAAGGUAACACCCGAAUAAGUUUUUCAACUUGUUUAAGUCGGGUUCCACGUGUGACGGUCAUGUGACCGCCUGGCUCUGUUUAAUUGGUCCAACGUCACCAGUGACUGCAUGUGAUUGGUGAAACGCAGGCAUGCGUAAAUCCUACUUUGAAAGUCUGUGACAAAGCAAAACAAACAUUAACAGAUCGAUAAAAACCAGUAGCGAGUAGCAAGCUGAAUGUAGAUAAAUGGAAUGGAGUACAAGUAGCGUUUCUUCUCUAUAAAUAUACUCAAGUAAAAGUAAAAGUGUUUUGCAUUAAAACUACUCUUUGAAGUACAAUUUAUCCCAAACGUUACCCAAGUAGAUGUAACGGAGUAAAUGUAGCGUGUUACUACCCACCUCUGGAAAACACAAUCAAUAAAGUAUUGUAUAGAUACAUUUGAUCGAUUAAAUAAAAAGACACACCCAUCUAGAAUAUGCAAUUUUGUAAGAAAUUCCAUGUGAAUGCUGAAAAGCUGAAGCUGAACGGAAAUGCUGACAGGCAACGUCCCGGCCAGAUUGCGUUGAUGAACAAAAUAUGCGACUCUAAGGUGCUGCUACAGCAUACAGUCUGAAAGAUUUUGACAGAGAAAUAAUAGAGGGUUCGUUUUACGAAGCCUUGCUGCAGAAAGUUACAGAGACCAAGGACAAGCUCUAUCAUGUGGGGGGAAAUUGUUGGAUUAAUUGUAAAUAAGUUAUGUCAUAUUUAUUCAAAUAUGUUUGCUUAUGUAGUUUGUUAGACAAGCUGAAGAGAAACGAAACUUGGCGUUAGAUUGAAGUCAGGUUGACCUGCCAACAGCAAAGAGGAGUGGGCAAACGAGACAGAGCAACACAGGAAGUUACUGUAUCUUUUUUAUUUGCAUGUGUUAUGUUUUCAACACAGGUGUUAUGUUUCUAUCACAGCUGUAAAUCCAGCUGUAAAUGUCCCUCCUCCCUUAGUACAGCUGUGUGUGUGUGUGUGUGUGUGUGUGUUUGUGCGCGCGUGCAUGCGUGUGUGCGUGUAAUGCAGGGCCUCCCGAAUGUAUUAAAAGGCGAGGGGAGUGGGAUAAAGGUUUCAGAGUUAGUUGGAGCCCAUAAAUGAGAACACAGCAUGUUUGCAGCGUGCUGUGUUUUCGUUCCUAGUUCCUGUUAUGGCUGGGCGAAAAUGAGGACUCAGGUGCAAAAGCGUGACAAUUGACUCAGACUUUAUUUAAUUAGUUUUCUUUGCUAUCUCUAGGACAGAGUGAUCAAAACAAAGUGACUACAAAAUCUGUGAUAUAUUUGAGGAACAAAGGAAAUGUAUACCUACCAUGAAUUGAUUAACGUGGACCCCGACUUAAUAAGUUGAAAAACUUAUUCGGGUGUUACCUUUUAGUGGUCAAUUGUACGGAAUAUGUACUGAACUGUGCAAUCUACUAAUACAAGUAUCAAUCAAUCAAUCAAAUUAAAGGGUACAAGGCAAAAGACAGAAAAUCACUCCAUAAGGAGGAAAAAGCCAAUAGCAAAAAUUCUAUACGAGUCUAAUAGCAAAAACCAACAAUGUACAAUUAUCUACAAAAAGGAAAAUCAAUCAUGCAAAGGAGUCGAGAAGCCAGCGAACUAAAAGCGCUCCAGAAGGAGGAAAAAGGAAGACAAGGCACUGUGAAAUAGAUACAAAAGACUAGCACGAAAAACUUUAGCAACAGAAAAUCAUUCUCUCAGAGGAAACAAAGAAAUCAAUAAAUAAAGCGAGAGAAUACUUAUCAAACUUGGUACAAGGCCAUAGUUGCCAACCUUGAGACCUCCGAUUUCGGGAGGUGGGGAG